AUGUUGGGACUACAAGACAAAAUGAUUUGUAAGAUUCUCAUCAUCACCACAUACUUGGUCGUAGCAAACUGUGCGUCCAUCGACCAAUCAUCUCUUAACAUCAACCACCUUGUUCCUAAUAAUCCUGCCCCAAUUCAUGAGGAGCAAGCAGAAAAAUCGAGAACUCCACUAUUCAACGAUAAGUACACCCAAAUUGCAAACAAUGGCGCUUACAUAACCCACACUUACCCUGUCUAUUCAACACCGAUUCAUACUUAUCCACAAUAUUCAAUUUCACCAGUGAACGCAUAUACUGCUCCUAUAUAUCACCACGGAGUACCAGUUCUGACUAAGACCUAUUCCACACCAGUUCUAACUAAAGGUCCGGAAGUGUCAUACUCCCCUCACUUAGUCCAGGAUCAUUCUAUUAAAGCUUUGACUUAUUCACAAGCUCCAUUAGUGUCCCAUAUGACAUUCACUGGCCUUGGUACUAAUUACGCCUGGUAA
This is a messenger RNA of Pieris macdunnoughi, 486 nucleotides long. NCBI's taxonomy places the organism in Eukaryota, Metazoa, Arthropoda, Insecta, Lepidoptera, Pieridae. The record is from the annotation of a GenBank genome assembly.